AUGAGUGAUGAACGACUUGUGAUAACAUCAACAUCCUCGAAUAAACGUUCAUUAACAGAACAUUUUGUUGAUUAUGUUAAAAAAACUAAAUGUCUUGCACCAUAUGGAAAUAUAUCACCAUCGAAAAAAAUUAUUUUACCAAAAGAAUCAACUCAAUCUUCAGCUAAACGAGUGAUACGAGCCAGACAAUUGUCAUUUGUACAUCCGGAUAAUCAUUUAUUAAAUACAUUCGUUAAAGUGAAAUUUUUUCAAUUUGAACAAUGUUCAAAAGUUAUUUAUGGUACUAAUUCACCUGUAUAUGAUGAAAAAUUUUCUAUACCAUUUAAUAAUAACAAUUUAUCAACACCAUCGAAACGCUUGACAAUCUCUGUUUAUAAUCAAUCGGACACAAACAAUAAAAUUGACUUAAUCGGAUGUAUGUCAUUUAAUAUGAAGACUUUUCUGAAAACAACUAAUUGUACUAAGACUUCAUCAAAAUAUAAAUGGUAUUGUCUAUUACCGGAAUCAAUUGGCCGACAUAAACGAAUGGCAUUAAAUGUUGAAAUAUCCUCAUCUCAUAAUAAAAAAUCUACAAAACCACGACGACCACAUUCAUCUAUAGGAAAUCAUACGAAUGGAAUUUUAUUAAAUGUUGAUGUGUUUGAUCGUGAUGAUAUACAUUUUGCUUCUGGAUGUCCUUGUACAGUUAGUGAAGUAAAAUCUGGUGUUGGUUCAUCAUGUAGUCGACCAAUACCUGGUGAUAUUCUUCUUCAAGUUAAUGAUAUUAAUGUUGCACGUACACAAGCUAAAGCUGUUCAUAAAUUAAUGAGAAAUUUACCAUUACCAAUAACUGUUCAAUUAUACCGUCGUUCUAUUUCAUCAACAUCAAAUAAAAUUGAUAAAAUUGUUUUGAAUUCAAUUGAUCAACAUCAACCAUUAAAUUCAAAUAUAUUUUCAAAAAAAUCUGAUCAUAGUUAUUCAUUUAGUGAUACAUAUGCUGAUCGAGCUUUUUGUUCAUCUGAUAAACCAUAUAAUAAUUAUGAUGAAAUAACAAGUUGUCUUUUACCUGAAACAAUUGUUCUUAAUAAUAAUAAUAAUAAACAAGAACAACAAUCAUUACUUAUGUCACCAAUUUAUCGAAAAAUAUCUGAACGAAGUGAUGGAAGUGAAUCAGGUGUUGGUUCUGAAAGUAAUCCAUAUUCCGAUGGUGAACAUCGAUUGGAAAUUAUUUCUGAAACAUAUGAACGUGAAGCAUUACAUUUAAUUGAAAUUGAAAAAGAAUUUAUUUGUCAACUCGAACUUGGUGUACAAUUAUAUUCUCGUCCAUUAAAACAUUAUUUAAUAUCAUCAAAUGAACAUGCAAAAUUAUUUCAAAAUAUUGAAAAAAUCUUAGCAAUAUCUCGUUAUCAAUUAAAUCGUUUACAAUCAUUAUCUGAACGAACAAUAAUUAGUCAUAUUGGUCGAAUAUUUCAUGAAAAAGUUCAAUUAAUAUGUGAAGCAUUUACACGUUAUAUAUCUGGUUAUUCCGAUGCUUGUUCACAAUUAAAACAAUUAACUAAAUGUGCUAGUUUUCAAAGAUUUAUUCAUGGAAAUAAUUCAAAUCUUUCAAUUGAACAGUUUUUACAAAUUCCUCUUAAUCAUAUUGAUAAUCUUGCAAAUCAAUUGGAUACUUUAUGUUGUACGUGUGAAAAUGCAAACGAUGCAAAUUAUCUUUUACAUGUUCUUAAAGAAUUACGUCAAUGUUCAUUAUAUCAUGAAUCAUCUACAAGUCAACAUCAUUGUACAACAACAAUGACAUUGAACAGUGCGAGUGGAAUAACAUCAUCAUUAAUGAAUCAAUCAGAAGAUGAGCAAAUUAUUGAUUUACAAAAUCGUCUUCAAUUUAAAAAAAAUAUUCAAUCUGUAACUCUUACUGGUCGAAAUCGACAUGUGAUUUUUUCGGGUGUACUUUUGUUACAAAAUGAAAAUAAAAGUUAUAUUGAGACAUGGGCUAUACUUUUAAAUGAUAUGCUUUUAUUUACACAGCGUAAUGCAAUUGAUACACGUUUAACACUUGUUUGUGAUGCAAUUCCGUUGACUGAGAUUGUCGAUUUUCGAUCUAGUAAUGAACGUGAAGAUGCUUUGAUAUUUGUAUCGAAUAAACCGAAUAUUCCAUAUAAAAUCCGUUAUCCAAGUAAAUGUUUACAAUGUGCAUGGCAGACAAUACUUGAGCAGCGUCUUAAAACUUGGCAACGAUCAAUACAUGAUGAAUCAUCAUCGGCCGAUUCCGAUCUUGAAUAA
Messenger RNA from Rotaria sp. Silwood2, 2259 nucleotides. Lineage: Eukaryota; Metazoa; Rotifera; Eurotatoria; Philodinida; Philodinidae. The record is from the annotation of a GenBank genome assembly.